UGCGUGCUUAUCAGUCUGCCAUCUGUGUAUCCAUUUUUAUUUUAUGUUUCUCUUCUCACUGGAAUGCAGGUUUUAAAUUGGUCUUACAAUGUGAAGAGAAUACAGUGGUAGGAGGUGGGAGAUGGCUAAGUCUGUGAAUUGCUUGCUGUGCACGCAUGAGGACCUGCACUCAAAUCUUCGCACCCAUGUAAAUAGCCAGCUAUGGUGGUGCGUACCUCUAAGUUCAGUGUUAGGGAGCCAGAGGGAGUCAAGUGUAUUUCUCGUGCUUGCUUCAUUGUUCAUUUGCCUAAAUUUAUGAGAUUCAGGUUCUUUGAGAAAGUUAUCUCUUUUUGGUCUUAAAAAUUAAAGUGGAGGACUACAGAGGAGUCUUCACAGAUAAAGCCUUUGCCAAUCAAGGGUGAGGACUGGGUUUUGAUCUCUAGCACCCAUGUAAAUGCUAGGUGGGUGUGGCAGCUCAAAUGUAUUGAUUCCUGGGCAAGUUGGCUUAGCCAGACUUGCUGUAAUAAUGAGCUUGACUUCAACCCAACCUUAUUGAUAAGGUAAGGUACGGAGUGAUUGAGGGAGACUCUCAGCGUUGUCCUUGGGCCUCCACAUGCACAUACACGUAAAUGCACAUGUACCUGUUCACACAGGUGUCACAUACAUGAGCAUGUAUGCCCACAUGGUAUACACCACACACACACAUCCACGUGCAAAAAUAUAAAGAAUAAAACAUAAGGUAGAGAGUGAUCAAAGAAGACAACUAGAUCUCUGCCUCCACACGCACGCACACACACACACAGAAACAGAAGUCAGAUGUAGCAGGCCACUUGUCUCUGGAAUGCAUGUUGUUAACCAGUAAUCUGACUUCAUUGUUGAGGCUGCCAAUGAGUCUCUGGUUCCUAUUACUGAUCAUACUUUCCUUUUUCUGGGAUUGUGGUUUUUCUGGAAGUGUUGACUGUCCUGUCCAUGGACAUGUCACCUGCCUUAGAUAACAAUGCCUUUCUCUCCAUGUUCAGCAUGCCAGAAAGUUUCUUCUCGAGCUAUACUCUAAGACUUCAAAUAUUGACAGCCCCUUCAUUGUUGUCAUCUUUUCCUUAUGCUGUUUCUGCACUAGUGACCACACUGGCAUGAGUUUAUCACUGUGCCACCCACAAUCGGCUAUGACCCAACAACACUGCACUUACACGUAAGCCUUUAAUUUAAAGCGCUUGUGAAUGGAUUACUUUUCCAGUGAUUCAGGCUCAUCCCACAUUUACUCUCAGAGGUUGCAACAUUUAUCCAAUUGGUUUUCAAUACCAUAUCUUGGAUUGUAUGUGAUGGAGGAUUGGCCCUAAUUCAUUGGCUCAUAUCUUCUGAAAUGUGUAUGAUCUGUUGUUAUUGUAAUCAUAGCAAUUCUUACAAUGUUUGGGACAACAUGCACAGAACCUGUACACACUCAAGGCAGAAGACAAAACAAAACAAAAAAAUCUAGCAUAGAAGAACAAGGAGGGCACAAAUUCCCACCAUUAGCCUAGAAACUCUAGGUAACUGAUAGCUACUGAGGGGAAGGCUUAGUUAUCUUUAGGAUGCAGCCCCUGGUGGGUCUGCAUCUUCAGCCCAUUCAGGUAGUACCAAAGGGAUUGAGUGGCUUUUAAAAAUGAGGACACAAAGUUUGGUGGUGAAUCUGGAAGGAGAUGGGGAGGGGUGAAAAUGUUCAAAUUACAAGGAAUGAAAUUCUUAUAGAAUUCAUAAAGAUUUUUUAAAAUGUUUUAACAAUUCUGAUGGGCUAUAGUCCAUGAACUAUGGAUUUAUAUGUGUACUUGUUUCCUUGAUUUUUUACAUAGCUAACUAAAAAGAGAAACUAGCAUAAACAUGUGUAUUUACCAGUUUCCUCAUAGGAGAGAAACAGGAGUGAGGUUACCCUUAAGACCUUAAGACUUUCAUAUCUGGAGUAAAACAGUCAUUCAGGUGAGAAGCUCAGUCAGUUGUGUCCUAUAAUAUUAGCAUGAUGACUACAUGGAAAUACAAUUUCUGUACAUUUUGAUGUUGAGAUUAUAAUUAUUUUUCUUAAUGUGGGUUACUGCAUGCUGCUCUUAUUUUACCCGGAGAAACCUGAACUGUAUCUUUGAUAGAUAGUUCAGUAUAGAUUUAAUAUUAUUAGACUUGCAUCUAUGUUUUCCCUUUAAAUUGAUGUGGUUUAAAGCAAAUAAAUAGAUUUCAUAAUCAUUUUGCUAGUACAAUUUUGCUUUUCUGUGACUUUUUUUACAAAGUAAUUUAGAGACCUUUUGCUUUAUUUGGUCUGCUAUUUUCUGUGUGUGCAAACAUAUACGUAUAGGUGUGUACCUGCAUGAAAAUGUCUCCUGUGAAUGUCAUUUGUCAUCUGUAAUAGCAAAACCAAAGCUGUAAUCUUCUGCUUUAGGCUACUGUUUACACUCCUGUGAGGCUGUCUGAUAUAUUGAUGACUCCUCAGUCUAUAUCAUCACCCGUGCUCUCUCAUCAGGGGCUUCUGACUUAUUUAGUAAGCCACUCACUGGAGGUCAUUGUGUCAACAUCUUCCAAGUUCCAGAAACAUAGCAUUCAGUAACUGAACUCAUUUUGAUAAUGUUUCUUCACCCAUUUUACUGGUCUUCCAAUGCUGCCCAGUUUCUCAUCAACAGCAUUUCUUUCUUUCAGUUUGUUAAAUACAUUUAGAAUGAUGCUCAGUGUCCCUGGGUUUAGUCCAGUCUACUCAGUUAAAUCUCUCUGGAAGCAUUAUUUUUUGUAUGCCUGUCCUCACCCUGAUGUUGGUGCUCAUCCUGUUAGGGUCAUUUCUUAUCCCAGUGGCUCCCACAUUUCAGGAUGAAGCAACAUUAUUAAAGCAUGUUUUGCUGUCAGCUUCAGGGAUGUUCGCUCCAUAAAUAUAUAUAGUUCCAAGGAAUUGCACAUCUUACCAAGUGUUUUUCUUAGAAUGUGUCUAAGAGGAAACCCAAUUAUGAUACUGUAACAAUGGAUAUAUGGCAUCAUAUAUUUGCAAAAAUCUAUAUCAGGCUUACCAUUGGAAGAAGACCCUAAAGCAAACCAUAAGUUGUGAGUGUCAAAAGUCAUUCAUUGUUUACUAAAUUUGCCAGUGGUCAUUCACUGGUUACUAAACAUGCAUUAUAUGUAGGCAGGAUUCUGACCAGGGGAAAAUCUGUGCCAAUGUCAUGACCUGUGUAUGUGAGUAAUGCCACUAUCUUUCUCCCAGUUUUUCUGUGACUCUAUAAUUGUUGAAAAAUAAAUUCCGGAUGAAAAAUAAUUAUGUGUGUGACAGUUAUAUAAUUUCUAGAACACAUCAUUGCAUACCUUUCUUCUCCAUUCUCUGGCUCUUACAGUAGUUCACAUUUUUUAGAUGUUCCUGAUCCUCAGGCUAGAGGAAGUUGAUGUAGCUGUACUGUCUAUAACUCUCUACUCAGAGCCACUUAUCAGUAUUGUAACUAGGGAUGAGUUUCUGCACUAAUAACUAUCUACUGCAAAAGGAAGUUUCUCUGACCAAGAUAAAGAUCAGCGGCACAAAUCUCUGAAUUUAAACAGAUUUAAAAGACAGUUUGAUAAUACAACUGUUGAGCAAAACAAUAGUAGGUCUCCCCUGGAGCCUGUAAGCUCUCCAGACUCAGGCCUUUGGGAAAGAGAGAUGGUUUUCUUUAGGGAUAUGGCCACUGGUGUGUUGAUGGGCUCUGAUAGAUGGCCUGUCACCAUGGAAAGUUCUAAUCAGGCUAGUGAUUGUUUUUGAAAGGACAAAAAAUUUGAAGGGAGAUGUGUUAGCAUUACUGGCAGGAGCUUGAGGCAAGUUGAGGUGGUGGAUAUGAUCAAAAUGUAAAGAUACAUGCAUUAAAAUUCAAAAAUAUGAGACUGACUUGUUGGCUGCUGCACUAAGAAGGGCACAGGGAGACAGAAUAGGUCGAGGGAGCAUAGGUUGUGGGGGUGAACAAUGAGGAGUGAAGGGAGGAGAAACUUUGGUUGGGGUAUAAGGUAUGAGAGAAGAAUAAAUAUUUUCUUCACCAAAAAUUAUUAUUCUAAAAAGAUCAUAUUUGCAGGGCAUAGCACAUAUAAUGUGAUGCAUGAAUUAUUAACCACUCCCAAAGCAUUUGUAGUUUUUAGACAUCUGAUAUUUCCAUAUCUAGCAUUCUUACUAGAGUAGAAUGUCUGUCAAGCAGAAUGUAAGGCAGGAGAGAGAAUUGUGACUCAAGGAAGAAUCAGUGUCUCAGAACUCCAAAGGAAGGCAGUUCUCAGAAAGAGCAAGCAGACAACCAUGAGAGUGAAGAUGCUGGCAAGAGCCAGCUCUUCUGUGAAGACAGUUCUCCAACUUACUGUUCUUGGCCAUUCUAAGAAAGUUGUAUGUGAGCCUGUAACACCCUGGAGAAAUGUCUGCUUACAUCACACAGUGGUUCCCUCAGCCAAGUAUGGUGGUAGACACACAGUGACUAUGAUUCCUGGAGAUGGCAUCGGGCCUGAGCUUAUGGUUCAUGUCAAGAGAAUAUUCAAAGCAAAUUGUGUGCCAGUGGACUUUGAAGAAGCAUGGGUGACCUCUACUUCCAGUCAGGAAGCUAUCCACAAUGCUCUUAUGGCCAUCCGUCGGAACCGUGUAGCUCUGAAGGGCAACAUUGCAACCAAUCACUAUCUGCCUGCCAUUUUCAAAUCUCACAACACCACAUUUCGUACCGUCCUUGACCUCUAUGCCAGUGUCAUCCAUUUCAAGACCUUUCCUGGUGUGGAGACCCGACACAAGGAUGUAGACAUCCUCGUUAUUCGGGAGAACACAGAGGGCGAGUAUACUAACCUGGAGCAUGAGAGUGUCACAGGGGUGGUAGAGAGCCUAAAGAUCGUGACAAGGGCCAAGUCUCUGCGCAUUGCUGAGUAUGCCUUCAAGUUGGCUCAGAAGAUGGGGCGCAAGAAAGUGACAGCUGUUCACAAAGCCAACAUCAUGAAACUGUCAGAUGGGCUCUUUCUUCAGUGCUGUAAAGAUGUGGCAGCUCACUACCCUCAUAUCACCUUAGACAGUAUGAUUAUAGACAACACCACAAUGAAGUUGGUAACCAACCCCCAGCAGUUUGAUGUCAUGGUGAUGCCCAAUCUUUAUGGCAACAUUAUCUCCAGUAUCUGUACAGGGCUGGUUGGAGGGUCAGGACUUGUACCUGGAGCGAAUUAUGGUGACUUUUAUGCAAUAUUUGAGGUGGGUUCAAAGCAAAUAGGUGAAAAGUUAGCUCAUAGAAACAUUGCUAAUCCUGUCGCCACACUGCUGACCAGCUGCAUCAUGCUGGAGUAUCUGGAUCUCCACAUCUAUGCCAACAACAUCCGCACUGCCAUCAUGGCGUCCUUAAAAGAUAAAGCCAUCUGCACACCAGACGUGGGGGGUCAAGGGACCACAUCAGGUGUUGUAAAUUACAUCCUGGACUAUAUGAAAUCCCAUGCACGCCGUCGUAAUCCAUGAUUCUUCCUGUCCCACACUUGACUCACCACCUUAGAAACUCCAUCCAGGAUGAAUUGAAAAUCAACAUUGACUCCAAUUCCCUGGAAGAGAAGGAGGGAUCACUUUUGAUUUUUCAUUAAAUUUAAAUGGAGUAAAUAUGGUUUACUUAGCAAUACUUAUUGCAAUAUGGACAAACAGAAAUUUCUCUGAAAGUCUAUUCCAAAGUCCUCACCUCUCUGGAAUAUUAUAUACUAAAUAAAUCAGAACUCUUCAUAAAGUUCUGGGGCUUUCUUAGAAUCUUAAAAAAAAAAAAAAGGUAUUUUUUUUCUCUUUAUCUGAGGCACUGAAGUUUAGCAAUCCUACCCCUAAAGAGGGUCUUGCUUACCUGUAAAAAAUGAGUUUAUCAGUGCAAUAAAGUUUGCCUACUAAGUAUGUAUGAAGCUGAACUAAUGCAGAAGGCUUCACACCCACAGUGUCCUCCUUUCCAUGAUGUUACAUAAGAUAUUUGUGUUAGGCAUCCCCUGUGAUGUUUUGCUGGUAUGUGGGUUCCCUCCUGGACCCCUCAAGCACUCCUAGAAAGGCCAUGGUUAAACUUUAAAAUGUGGCUAUCAAAUCCCUCCAGUCACAGAGCCGUUCUCCGCUUCAUAAACAGAACCUUGGGAUGCACACCACACAGUGAUUUGGAAUUUCAUGCGAUUUAUUUGCUAACUAUGAAAAAUUGCAUGCAAAAAAUCAAAAGCCAUGAGCUAACAAAUAUUUGCCAUUAUUUUUGUUACAUUUUAUUUACCGUGAUUUUUAAAGUUAUAGUUGGGUGUAAUGCAAACAACAACAAAAAAUAUUAGUGGUAUAUGAAAGACGUUCUUAAGUAGAAAAUGUCAAAAUGAUUACACAAGUUCACAGUGAUUUCACCAGAAGGAAUGGCAUGUAGAUGGAAGUAAAACUGGGAAAAGCAGAGCCAUUGGCACCAUCGUCAUAUCUCAUCUAUCAGCUGUGGCACGCUUCAUUAUCACACAUUAACGUUCUAUAUCUGGGACCAUGAAAAGGUCACAGAACGGCUCUCUCACGUACCGUGUGUGCAUGCACGGCUAGGUGAGUUGGAUGGAUUUUGCUUGAGGAGGAAGUGAUAGGCAAUCCUACAUACAGGAAGUUCCUGAAGAAGGCGAGUGGGGAUUUUAAAACACCUAGAGAAGAUUUUGUUGGUAGCCUGUCUUUUACAUGACCCAGACCACACCAGUGGGUUUUUUUUGUUUGUUUGUUUUUGUUUUUGUUUUUUGUUUUUUGGUGGACAGAGCAAGGAUUUAUUCUGCUGUCCCCACCUACUAUGCCACAGUGGCCAAAGUAACUAACCUACUCCCUACUUAUGACCCUUUUUCUCAACACUAGAGGUAUGUAGGGGUUUAUACCAAUUUUGAACAUGACAAGACCUAGACUCACUUUGACGACAAGGUUUUGGACAGUCCUCUGAGGAUCUAUCUCAAUAUUCGUAGCCUUUGGGCAUGACUAUGAUUACUGUAUUAAUUAGGUAAAUUGAGGUGGGAAGACCCACCAGGCAGACAACUAGAAAGAAGAAAAUGAACUAAAACUUAGGUAGUCAUUAUACUCUGCUUCUUGACUGCAGGUACACUGUGACCAGCCACCUCAAGUCCCAGCCACUAAGUCUCCCCCACCACAAUUAGAGGUGGAGUGUAGGCCAAAAUAAACCCUUGCUUCCUUAAGUUGCUUUAGUCAAUGUAUUUCAUCACAGAGACAAGGGAAGUUAGGUAAUACUAUGGCUUUAUUCAAAGCACAACCAGUUCAACUGCCGACAGAUGCCUACACAUCAGCUAUGUUUACCAGUGGCCAGGAUAGUAGUGGUGGUUAUGGUGAAGUGUUUAAGCUAGAGUUUAUCCCUAGGAUAAAAAUGUUCGCCAUCUGACUCUACCAGACUCUGGAGAUCACCCUUUACUGUCAUUCCCCACUUUCAGUGUUAGGCUUUUCCACUUGAGUAUUUCUAGAGCAAGUGGCAUGAAGCUGUUCAUCCUUGUUCUCCAUAACUUUACCACAAUGACUGGUACCCAGAAGAUAUACAAUACAUUUUUUUGAAUUAAUGAAACAGUUGACACUGGAUUGCUAUUCUUGUAUAUUGAGUGAAAUAAUAACGGUGCCAAUGUCAUAGUAUUGCUGAAAAGGCAAAGAAAGGGCCACAUUUUGGUCAUUGCAUAACACCAAGGUUUCCAGAAUCACCAUAUUCAUUAUUGCCCAGUGCAUGCUAUGGUACAUGAGGACUCUGAAGGGAAGCAGGUUCCCACAUAAGGUAUUGUGCAUAGAUUAGUAUUACUGUAACACAUGUUCAACCAGGAGAGCACAGUAUCUUCACCAAGUCCCCUGAUUCUCUCUCCUUUUUAUUUCAUUUUUCUUUUUGCAUGUGUAUAUAUGGUAUGCAUUUGUGUGUAUUAUGUUUCUACACAUGUGUGGAUGCAUGUGUAUAUGAAAAUGCAUGUUUGUGCAUUGGAAGCUUCUCAGUAUCUUAAUUUAAAGUAUCACCUGUUAACUUGUGUCUACAUAUAGAUUAUUUUGCUUUCUUCUGUUUCCUGUAAUCUACCCAAUGUGUCCUCACUGAAACACAAUGAAUCAUGUCACCUUCUUCAAGAUUCCCCAUUCAGUGUCUUCCCUUUGUUCUUUAAAGAAAGCCAGCUAAGAACACACAAUGCAAUAUGCCUUAAGCUGUAAGAGUGAUUGAGGAAUCCAUCACUACAGAGUCAGGACCUAAGACAGGGGCAGGCUCUUCAUUGACACACACUCUAAGUAUUUAUGGAAGAAAACAGGGAAGUGAGUGAAAGGUUCCAGUCACAAAACAAGUGUUGGCAACUAGAAAAACUAAUUUUUUGCAAAUACUCAUGUCUGGAUUUCAUCUACAAACCUUUCCAAGAUUGCUCUUUUCUAAAUAUUGCUGGAGCCCACAGGGAGGUGAAAGUUGGUGCCUGUUGGGCCAAGUCUGUUCCCUGAGUUUGCUUUACUGCGCUUGAUCAUCUCACCUUUCUGAACUUAUAUUCCAUCAUCUCAUCUUUGUCUUUAGUAGUCACUCUGCUUUGCUUUUAUCCCUGGAACAUAAGAAACAGCAGCAUGCUCUCUGUCUUUCUCUAACUUAGCUCAUUCUCUUACCAGGUAUUUUGAUUUGUGAUCUUACACAUCACUUAUUCAAAUACUAGAUCACUCAAAUACUAGAGUUGACAUUCACCUUUAGUCUGCCUCACAUAGGAAGUGUGUCAACACUGGAUGAGUUCUUUAGUCAUUAUGCUAUCUAGUUUAUUUAUUUAUUUAUUUUUGUAGAGUCAAAGCUGACCUUCAUAAAGAAUUCCUUUUUUUGUGGAUAGGGGACUAGGAAGAGUGGAGAGAUGGAAGGCUGCAGUGGAGAUGUUUUGAAUGAGAGAAGAAUAAAGAAAACAGGAAAAAAAUCGUUCAUUGUCUAUUACUAAAUGAUCCCAGAUCUAGUGGUUUAGGACAAAUGAUUGUAUGUCAUCAUUCUGUAGGUUAAAGGGAGUGCUGGGAAUGGCUGGUACACCCAUGACCCAUGGAUGUUGACAGUAAUAGCUGCCUGUCAGAACCCUCAGUUUUUUUUUCCCACAUUUAAAUCUGAGGUAACUGGGUCUCUUCAUGCUAUCUUUAUAGGACAGUAUCUAGUUUCUAAGCUGAAAAACUGAAGCAGUAGAUUUCUUAAAGCUUAGACUUGAAAAUGUCUCAAGUCUGUUACUUCCAAAUUCCAUUGAUAAGAACAUCCUAGAGAUAAAACAGAUUUAAGAAUAAGGAUAUGAGUCCUCUGUCAGAUAAAGGGUUGGUGAAGAUUCUUUCCCAAUCUGUAGGUGGUCGCUUUGUUUUGAUGACGGUGUCCUUUGCUUUACAGAAGCUUUUCAGUUUCAUGAGGUCCCAUUUAUUGGUUGUUGCUCUUAGAGCCUGUGCUGUUGGUGUUCUGUUCAGGAAGUUUUCCCCUGU
Meriones unguiculatus (Mongolian gerbil) is the source of this 9355-nucleotide messenger RNA. Its product is annotated as probable isocitrate dehydrogenase [NAD] gamma 2, mitochondrial. The transcript has a single exon. Gene Ontology annotation, biological process: isocitrate metabolic process; tricarboxylic acid cycle. Gene Ontology annotation, cellular component: mitochondrion. The record is from RefSeq and is a predicted model, not a curated record. Lineage: Eukaryota; Metazoa; Chordata; Mammalia; Rodentia; Muridae. Bases 4229 to 5407 code for a protein of 392 amino acids.